Messenger RNA from Aspergillus campestris IBT 28561, 243 nucleotides. RefSeq lists its product as uncharacterized. The record is from RefSeq and is a predicted model, not a curated record. The coding region runs from base 1 to 243 and encodes 80 amino acids. The transcript is spliced from 3 exons. Lineage: Eukaryota; Fungi; Ascomycota; Eurotiomycetes; Eurotiales; Aspergillaceae.
AUGGACAAGCUCGCAGCUAAGUUCGGUCAUGGCGAUAGCAGCAACAACGAGUCGUCGAGCAGCGCCCCGAAGCAGGAUUAUGGUGACAAGGCUCUCAACAACCUCGAGGAGAAGUACGGCGGUGGCAUGAUCGACCCCGAGAACGACAAGGUGCGCCAGAUCAACGAGAAGAUCACGGACGGUCUGCGCGACAAGUUUGAGGAGAGAACUGGCUACGACGUCCCUGAGAAGUUCUCGAACUAG